GCUGAGCAAUAGAUCAUUUAUUGUGGUAUAAACUAUAUUAUAAUAUAUUUAUCAUAUAGCACAAUAAAAAUUAUUAGCUUCAAACUACUUUGACGAUGAGGCAGUUUAUUAUACUCGCCUUCAUCGGCGUGCUCUUGAUGAAGGAUGCCACAUCGUUGAAAAACGAGAAAAGUGCUUCACGUUUGGCAUGGUUGUUUGGUUUAAAAAAUAAUAAAUUAAAUGAAAAUGAGAAGGAAAUCGAGCGGACCGUAUGCCAAAGUCAGGAAUGUGAAAAAUUCGCUCAGAUAUUAUCAUCGAGCAUAGAUCCAUCUGUGGAUCCAUGCAACGAUUUUUACGAAUACGCUUGUGGUAAAUGGCCGGAAGCCAAUCCCAUUCCGGAAGGAAGACGUUCCUGGAAUUCGCUCAAUAAGGCACAGGAAAGCGUUACAAAGAAAAUACAAGAGAGUUUGGACGAGGGUCCUAAGAUCGAUGAUAUUUUAGCGGUAAGACUUGCGAAGCAAUGGUACACUGUCUGCAUGGAUACAGCUUCAAUGGAUAGACAAGGGCUCGAUCCAAUUGUCCAUACCCUAGCUCGAAUGGGCGGCUGGCCGAUAACGAUGGACACGGAAGAAUGGAAUGAAAAAGAAUACACCUGGCAAAAAGUGGACGAUCAAUAUAUGCGCUUGAUGGGAAGAAAUGCUUUUCAUGAUGUGCGCAUAAACACGUACUCUUCGGACAGUUCCGACAGUUCGGAGAAUUCGGACAGUUCGGACAGUGCGGAAAAUUUUGGAAAAAUACAUAUCGAUACUCCGCAUUUACCUCCAUAUUCAUACAGACUUAUGAGCUCUUUGGAGUAUGAGAGUGAAGAAGAUGAAAGCGACGAAGAUGUGAGCGAUGAAAAUAAGAAUAGCGGCGAGCAAGACAGUCAAGAACCUGGAAGUGAAGAAGAAACUGAUAAAAUUAUAAAUAAAAACGAUAACAAUAAAAUUGAUGAUGAUGAUGAUGAUGAUUAUGAUGAUGAUGAUGAUGAUGAUGAUGAUGAUGAUGAUGAUGAUGAUGAUGAUGAUGAUGAUAAUAAUAACAAUGACAAAGAUGAUGAAUUGGAAUUGGAAUUACAAAACGAAGGGAGUAAUAAUGAUGAACAUACUAAGAAGAAAAUUGAUAAGAAAAAGGCCGGCAAAUUUACACAAAAGAAAAACAAGAAAUUAGAACAUAGUAAAAAAGCGAAGAGCGACAUUAAUUCUAAGAAACAAGAGAAUCAUAAAACGAAGAAACAGAGAAUAAAAAGACGGGCAGUAACAACGACUCUUCGUGAAAAAUUACAUGCGCGGAAAAACAAAAAAAAUCAUGCGAAGAAAGAACAUAAGGAAAGACUAGAGGAAAUCUUAGAGACGACAACACAAACAGGUGACAGCAUAAGCGAAGAAACGACUAAUGAAGAAUCGACUAUUGAAGAAAUGGAUAAUAAAGAAAUGGAUGAUGAUGUCGAUGUGAUACAGCUAUACGCUAAUUACAUUUUGAAUGUAGCUCGCGCUAUUACUAAAGCAAGAGGCAUACCAAUUUCGGAGGAACACAUGCAGCAAGAUAUUCAAAACAUGAUCGAUUUUCAAUUGCAACUAACAAAUAUCGCUUCGGAUUUCUCUGACGAUCUGGAGAUAACGCUCGAUGAAUUUCAAGAAUGGUAUGAGAAAAAGAAAUCUAAGAGUCCCAAGAGCAAAAUUAACUGGCCAUACAAGAUCAAAGAAUUGUUCGACGAGGCCCACGUACCAAACAUUGAUAGCAGUUUAAAUGUGGAAAUUGGAUCACCAGGUUACUUUAGAAGUCUCGUAUCUUUGUUGGACAAAUCGUCGAGUCGAACGAUCGUGAAUUAUAUACAUUGGAACUUUUUGAGCAAUAUAUUAAAAACUACUACAAGCGAAAUGAGAAAAUUGUACGAUACAUGGGAAAUGGAAGGAGUGAAAGACGAAGAGAGUGAAGAAGAUAAUGAAUACAGAUCAUCGAGAUGCAUAAAUGAAGUAGAAAUGAGCGAUAUCACAGCGUAUGUGUAUGUGACGAAACAUUUCGACGAUGAAAUCGCAGAAACUGCAGUAGACAUGGUUGAUGAUAUACAAAAAGAAGUUGAAUAUCAAAUUAAAGAAUCAAAUUGGAUGGAUGAAAAGACCAAGGAUUUCAUUUUAGCAAAAUUAGUGAAUAUGGAUAAAUUUAUUGGAUAUCCAGAUUGGUAUAAAAAUAGCACUAUCAUUAAACGAUAUUAUCAAGGUCUCAUGCUCGUUAACUCAUAUUAUGAAAAUACGCUUAGCUAUAAGAGAUAUUACAAAUGGAAGAGGUUACGGAGAUUGACGGAGAAUCCAGAGGAUUAUGACUCAAGGUGGCUAAAUCCUUUAAUAGUAAAUGCCUAUUUCUCGCCAUACGAUAACAUGAUAGCUAUCACGGCAGCGGAUUUCCAGAGCCCGUGGUUUGACUACGAUCGACCGCAAGCUAUUAAUUAUGGUAUGGUUGGAUCAAUUAUGGCUCACGAAGUUAAUCACGGAUUCGACGAUGAUGGACUUUUGUAUGACAAGAAUGGUGAUUCCGUGGAAUGGUUAGCUGCGAUGGCUCAAGCAUACAACAAAAAAGUGGGGUGUUUUGUGGAUCAAUUUAAUAAUUAUCCCAUCGACAAAGAAACAAAUUUUAUAAUAGAGAAUUAUGGCAAUAAAACGAUAGGCGACAAUAUGGCGGAUUCAAUGGGAUUAAUGGCUGCGUAUAGGGCUUAUAAAAGGAGAGAAAGGGAGUGCAAGAAACCGGACACCGCAUUGCCAGGCCACGAAGACAUAACUAACGAUCAACUUUUCUUCUUAUCUUUCGCUAAUUUAUGGUGCGGAAUUUCGGAUAGAAAUGCUACCAUAUCUAAAGCCAAGUAUGAUAAUCAUAGUCCUGGACGGUUGAGAGUAAUAGGAUCCGUUUCAAAUUCAGAAGAUUUUGGCAAAGCUUUCAAUUGUCCGAUUGGCAGUCCGAUGAAUCCCGAGAAAAAAUGCAACAUUUGGAAGUAAUCGAAAGAAAUAUUGCAAAUUAAUUUACAUAUAAAUAUCUUGCAAAAAUUAUCUACUCGAAUGUAUCAAUAAAUAAAAUAAAAGCAUGCCUAUAAAUGUC
This is a messenger RNA of Pogonomyrmex barbatus (red harvester ant), 3108 nucleotides long. RefSeq lists its product as uncharacterized. Gene Ontology annotation, molecular function: metalloendopeptidase activity. Gene Ontology annotation, cellular component: plasma membrane. The record is from RefSeq and is a predicted model, not a curated record. NCBI's taxonomy places the organism in Eukaryota, Metazoa, Arthropoda, Insecta, Hymenoptera, Formicidae. Gene Ontology annotation, biological process: protein processing.